AUGUUCAGGAGGAUCAACAAGGCGUUCCGGCCCAACCAGCCCGGGCGGAGAGGCCGGGAUGGCGGUGGGGGGACCCGGGCCGAGGCCGACUACCACAGCGCCUGCACGGUGCGGCUGGUCCGCAGCACGUCGGUGCUGGUGGUGGGGGAGAGGCCGCCGGAGGCCUGCACCCUGAAGCGCAGCCAGAGCACCGUGAGCGUGGAGACCCUGUACCUGUACCGCCGGCAGGAGGACCGGGUCUGGCUGCAGGCGCACAGCCAGCACUGCCUGGAGUACCUGGAGGCCCUGGUGGCCCUCAGGAGGCAGUACACGCAGAGCGGGGGGGACCUGAAGGCCCCCGAGGCCAAGAAGGCCCCCAUCUCUACCAAGAAGAAACCAGCCCCCCCACCGCCCAGGAGGGAGGAACAGAUACCAGGAGUCAAACCCUCGACGCCCCCCGUCCUCAGCGAGGAGGACACCCUGCAGUUCCUGGACGCUGUAAUCGCCACCUGCGCCGCUGAACCUCCGCACAAACCUUACAGGGAUGACGGGCACGCCGACGUGGAUUUCAUUGUGGCGUCCAGCUCGGCGGAGCACGACCUCCACUCCAACUGGGUCCUGAAGGUCCCGCGGGUCGCCGCCGGCGACGCCGACCACCGAGCAGCUCGUGACUGUGCCAAGCAGAGCGUCCCGAAGCAGACGGGCCGGACCGGGUCCACCAGCAGCCGGCUGCGGCUGCAGAGGAACCCCAUCCACCUGCCCAAAGUGGUGGCCAGCGCCCUCCAGACGCUGCGCUUCAAGCCCAAGUUAAAAAAGCAGUGA
Messenger RNA from Cololabis saira (Pacific saury), 801 nucleotides. RefSeq lists its product as uncharacterized. NCBI's taxonomy places the organism in Eukaryota, Metazoa, Chordata, Actinopteri, Beloniformes, Belonidae. Bases 1 to 801 code for a protein of 266 amino acids. The transcript is spliced from 4 exons. The record is from RefSeq and is a predicted model, not a curated record.